AAACAGCGGCACUAGAGGAGCAGCAGCAGAAAUACACAAGAAUUUGUUCUCCACUCUGUUCACUCCAUUUUUUAAAUGGCCAGUGGCCCUUUGGUAUUGGCUCACCUCCUCUGACCAACAAAUCUCCAAUCCGAGCAGCACCCAUUCCAAGCAUCAUCCCUUCUUUCCUCCUGCAAAGAGGAAUACGAUUCAGCUCACCCCAUCUCCACCAAGAACAAGAUCUGAAGCAGCCAGGCCGGAGCACGAGUCAACUCUGCAGCAGUCAAGCAAGGCUCUCCCGCUCGCACGCAGCCAGCGGUCAAGCCGGUCAGCAGCAGCUAUGAGUACCAUGAAGUUUUGCCGGGAAUGCAACAACAUCCUGUACCCCAAGGAGGACAGGGAGCAGAAGGUGCUCCUCUACGCCUGCCGGAACUGCGACCACCAGGAGGUUGCGGACAACAACUGCGUGUACCGGAACGUGGUGCACCACAGCGCUGGCGAGUUCACCCAGGUGCUCCAGGACGUCGCCGGCGACCCCACGCUGCCCCGCACCAAGGACGUGCGCUGCGCCGUCUGCGGCCACGGCGAGGCCGUCUUCUUCCAGGCCACUGCGAGGGGUGAGGAGGGGAUGACGCUCUUCUUCGUCUGCUGCAACCCCAGCUGCGGCCACCGCUGGAGGGAGUGAGGAGUGAGGAGCUGAUAAACAGAGCAAAAGGAUCCCUCUGCUGCAGUAGCCAGAGGGGCAUGAUUUUUGAAAUUUCCACCCAAGAAACCUGCCCAUGUUACCAUGAACUGAUUGUAUCUUUCAAGCACAUUAAUAACUUAAGGAGGGAAAUAAUCAAGUGAGCCACUGGGAUAAAUUUCCCUGUGGUUCUGUUGCAUCAAAGAAAUGAUGGAAUGAGGGCAAUUUGGAUUUUGGUCGCUGUUUUUGAUUUAUUCUGCUGUUUUGUGGUAGUUUCAGUAGUAAGCAAAAAUGUUCUCAAGUUUCCUCCGCUCGAGCAAAUUAAUCAUGGACUGCAGACAUUGGUUA
Molecule: messenger RNA, 1009 nt
Organism: Panicum virgatum (switchgrass)
Lineage: Eukaryota; Viridiplantae; Streptophyta; Magnoliopsida; Poales; Poaceae
Product: DNA-directed RNA polymerases II, IV and V subunit 9B
Exons: 4
Coding region: 320-664 (114 amino acids)
Biological process (GO): transcription initiation at RNA polymerase II promoter; transcription-coupled nucleotide-excision repair; DNA-templated transcription
Cellular component (GO): RNA polymerase II, core complex
Molecular function (GO): zinc ion binding; nucleic acid binding; DNA-directed RNA polymerase activity
Source: RefSeq, a predicted model, not a curated record